CCAGCCUGAACUCAUAACACUGAGAAAGGCAAAGGACCAUUAAUGAAACUGAGAGAAGCUUGAACAAACAGGUCACUGGUGGUGCUGAGAGGUGAAUGAUGGAGCUGAAGGUGUGGGUGGAAGGUGUGGUCAGAGUGGUGUGUGGCCUAUCACUGAACACUUCCUGUCAGGAUGUCGUCAUAGCUCUGGCACAAGCAAUUGGUCAGACAGGUCGUUACAUUCUUAUCUUUAAGUUCAGAGGAACGGAGAGGCAGCUAGUUGCUGAUGACUGUCCUCUUCAGCUUCUGGCUCAGCUGGGACAGCUGGCUGCAGAGGUCCAGUUCAUUCUGCGGAGGACCGGUCCCAGCCUCAGUGACGGUCAAGACACACCCAAAAUAGGUAAACGUUUUCCCCCUCCAUCAGAACCAGAGCCCUUUAAACGCAGUGAGCCACACAAGGCUCUCACAUUUAGUCUGGGUCCCUCAACACAUCCUAAGAGGACUAAACCAAACAGGGCCUGGUCUCCAUCCCCCCAAGCCUCCCCAGAACUCCGAGCCUCCCCUGUCUCUUUCCUGGACCCCAUCAACCCUGUAAAGACAAUUCCCUCUUCCUCCCCCAAAGAGGAGGUGUUUAGGCAGAUUCUGCAGCAACAGAGGAGGCUACAAGAUCUGGAGAUUCAGCUUCAAGCUCUGGAGAGAGAGACAGAGGUGUGGGAGCUGGAAAGGUCAUCUGCUACAGUGCCUAGUCUGACUCGAAUACCCAAAGAGGAACUGGAGGAACUGGAACAGCGACUGAGGCAGAAUGAGGCAGAUCUGAUGCACAGAGAGCAGUGGGAAGAACAGUUACAGGCAGAGAUGGACAGAGAACGAGAUAUGCACAAACGUCUACACCAGAUACACUCAUCAAUGGAGGAUCACAGGUAUCAGAUCAAGGAGCUCCAGGCCCGUUCUGCACAUCUAGAGCAGGACGUACAGCUCAUAGCCCACAGACAAAACUCUCAGACGGGCAAUCUGAAGCCAGAGAAAACCCUGAGGCCUCUGAAGGAGGAGCUCCUCUACCGCCUGCAGCAGGGAGAAGAACUGGAAGCAACACUGACAGAAACACAGAGGGAACUACAAACAGCAGAGGAAAGGCUUCAGAGAAGGUGGGAGAUGAUUGAGGAGCUGAAUAAGGAGCUGAGACAGUGCAAGCUGCAGCAGUUUAUCCAGCAGACCGGCAGUUCACAUGCAGACCAGACAAACUCUCUGCCUGUCCCUACGGUUUACCUAAGCAACGCUGGUAUCAUGGAGGUAUAAUCAGGACAUCAUAAAGUGAAAGAAGAAGAAGAAGAAGAAGAGGAAGAAGUAAAAGAUAUUCUCCGAAACCUCUACGGCCGUCCAAACUGUGUGUGUGUGUGUGUGUGUGUGUGUGUGUGUGUGUGUGUGAGAGAGAGAGAGAGAGAGAGAGAGAGAGAGAGAGAGAGAAGCCAAUCACUGCCAGUUUCUUUGUGAAAAUUAAAAACAAGAUAAAAUUAAUGUCAGUGCUACUGAUAAAAAUGAAGGUUGUUUUUUUCCGUGUUAAUAUUUCACAUUUGAACUUGUUACAUCAAGUCUGUAUUGUCACGCAUUGCUCUCUGUUUUUGCUUCAGUGAAUGUUGACCAUAGACUGUAAAAAAUAAUGAACAUAGCUGUGACCUUACCAAUUGGUUUGUGGACUGUGGAGGCCUGGAGUUUAGCAUUCUGGCUGUCACCAUCUUGGGUUUUUGAAGUCAGAAGUGACCAUAUAUAUUUGUGCAAGAGGGUUGAGCUGUGGAGGAGCGAGGGGUGGAUCUAACUCACAGACUGUGGUGACGAUCUGCAGACAGCCUGUCACUCAGGCAACCCUGCCCUUAAAUAUGCAUAAUUGUAUCUCAAUAAAAUGUAACCAGUUGGGAUCUA
Epinephelus moara (kelp grouper) is the source of this 1895-nucleotide messenger RNA. RefSeq names its product ras association domain-containing protein 7-like. The transcript is spliced from 6 exons. Gene Ontology annotation, biological process: signal transduction. Lineage: Eukaryota; Metazoa; Chordata; Actinopteri; Perciformes; Serranidae. Bases 96 to 1274 code for a protein of 392 amino acids. The record is from RefSeq and is a predicted model, not a curated record.